UGGGAACUGUAUAUUUAAUACCGAAGUUGGAAACAGACUUCUAUUUAUAAGUGAAGAUUAGAUGAAAUUCAGUAAAACAAAGAUUUUAAUAACAACCAUCUAACAGUUCAAAUAAGUGAUGUGACGUUAAUAAUACAGUGGAUUUUAUUAUAUAUUAUUUAUUUACUAUUAUCUACAAAAUUUUUAUACAAUGACACAUCAGUGUAAUUGUGGAGAAACACACAACGAAGGAGAGUUGGGUUUACAAUAUAAUUUAAAUACAAAAAUUGAUAUAGAAAAUGUAGAGUGUUUAAACGAAUACCGGGAUGGUAGUGGUGCUACUGUAUUUAAACCAUGGGAAGAGAGAUUAGAUAGAAAUAAAUAUGUGGAAAGUGAUAUGGAUAAUGAACUUCUAUUUAAUAUUCCUUUUACAGGAAAUAUAAAAUUAAAAGGCCUCAUUGUUAUUGGAGGUGAAGAUGAUUUUCAUCCAGAUAAAGUAAAAUUAUUUAAAAACAGACCUUUCAUGACAUUGGAUGAUGCAGCUACAACAUCUGAGCAAGAAUUUGAAUUAUGUGUUGAUACACAUGGAAUACAUGAAUAUUCUCUUAAAGUAGUCAAAUUUUCAUCGGUACAUCACUUAAGUUUAUAUUUUACUGGAAGAGAAGGAGGAGACAAAAUUAAAAUUUAUUAUAUUGGUUUAAGAGGGGAAUGGUCCCCUGGUCAUAAACAUGGUGUCACUAUCUGUACUUACGAAUCACGACCACAGAUACACGACCAUCUACAGGAUGUUGAUCACGAUGAUAUUGAUAGAGCAAUUACUUAAUUUUGUGAUGAUAAAAAAAAUCUGAACUGUGUUACGAAAUAAAGUAUUUAAAAAAUCCAAUAAAUAAAUACUUAUAUUGAAAUGAACAACUGUUUAAUUUAAUUAAUAAAACAUAUU
Hylaeus volcanicus is the source of this 919-nucleotide messenger RNA. Its product is annotated as PITH domain-containing protein GA19395. The coding region runs from base 191 to 802 and encodes 203 amino acids. Lineage: Eukaryota; Metazoa; Arthropoda; Insecta; Hymenoptera; Colletidae. Gene Ontology annotation, cellular component: nucleus. The record is from RefSeq and is a predicted model, not a curated record. The transcript has 6 exons.